Clonostachys solani is the source of this 1200-nucleotide messenger RNA. The record is from the annotation of a GenBank genome assembly. Lineage: Eukaryota; Fungi; Ascomycota; Sordariomycetes; Hypocreales; Bionectriaceae.
AUGGCCGAAACGGCCAUUAUCCUCGACGCAGACGCCGAUCAUCCGCGUCCACCCCGCAAAGCGCACAAGAGGCGCGAGAAAAACCAAUCCUCGAGAAGGAGAAUACGACCGUCGAGGCUGCUACACAACGAGAUUGCACCUGCUCCAGCUCUUCCGCCUCACAUGGCUAGGGUAAUGCCCCUGCGAUGGCCCGAUAAUAAGACAAUUCCGAUUGAAAUCGACCUCAGCAAGGCUCCCUAUCUCUACCACGACGUCAGAAUCUCCCCUCCCGACCCGAACGCCUUUUGGUCUCUGGGCCGGACCAGGCGCGUUCGACUCUUCGAGCAUCUCUCCCGGGUCAAUGUCACCAAGCCUACGCACAACAUCCUACAGCUGCUGAUCUGGGGGACGAGGGAGCGGGACCUGGCAACUAUGCUCAUCAAGUCGCUGUCACCCAUCAAGUCUCUGCCACUCAAGAAGGGACCUCGUGAUCUGAUUGCUGAGCUGUCAUUCAAGGUGGAAUAUCAUGAUCUGACCGCUGAGCUCAUCGGCCUCGCCCCGCCCGCCGUUCUUCGCCAUCUAUUGACGGUGGACGUCAAGCGUUUCUUUCACCCUCGCAUGCUGGUCAGGAUUAUUCACGUGGCGGCACGGAGGAUCACACAAAUGCGUAAACGUGUCCCCGAGACCGAGGCGGAAACACUGGAGAACAUCAAACGCUCGACCACCAGGCUUAUCAUCAGUCUUGUCGCCUUGAUCCUCCUCUCGUACAGGCCACCGGAAUUCCCCACCAAAAAUGGUGCUAUUGCAGAUUGGGCGACCGAGCAUAUACAUGAUCUCAAGGCCCUUGCCGAGGAGCGCAACUUGAUGGACAGGGGCGUGCAAAUGGGAAUCAUCUUCCAAGCCAUCAAGAACCUCCGGGAGCUUCUCCAGGACCAAAUAGGCGGGAAGAGCAAGACCAUCCUUCUAGGGCUCCGCAUCGCCAUUGGCCUAUUGGGGAUGGUGCCCAUCGUCGGUCCCGUCACCGCGGGCGUAUGCCCCCUCCUCGAGGAGCUCGUAGGGGCAUCGGUGGAGAAGAGAAAGGGGCGGGUAAAUCUGGUAGUGGAGAGGAUCAAUGAUGUUUGUGCUGACUUUGAGGAGGAGGCGGAGAGGACAAUCGCAGACCAGAAGGGUGUUGAGUUGUUUCGGAAAGGUUUGAAGUAUGUUGAGACAUGCCUCGUCUGA